CCCGACGACUGCCAACGAGACAAAAUUUCUUUAUCGCUAUCGAUAGGUGGGUGGUGAAGCCCAUUUCUUAUUAAGGACGGAAGAAGCAACGUGUCAUGAAACAGUUUCAAAUAGUGAGAAGUUUGAUAAGACAAUGCUGCAGUCGUCCUUGUUUUUCAGGUUUGGGUUGGAGUAGGGAUUUCACCACCUUGGAACAAGCGGCAGUGGAGCAAUCAUUGGGACCAGACCCUUCUAGAUUGGAAACGAAACUUUCCACCUCACCUGGUCCUUCGGAUAAGAUUAAGAGCGGUGAAGUUCGUUGGGGCACCUUGUUUACAAACCAUAUGUUUGAGGCUGAGUGGCAUUUAGAAGAAGGUUGGUCAGUCCCAAGGGUUGUUCCCAGACAUAGCAUAGAACUAGACCCUGCAGCAAGCGUCUUACAUUAUGGAUUGGAAGUAUUCGAAGGUCUCAAGGCACAUCGAGGAACAAAAGAUGGAAAGAUUCGGUUGUUUCGGCCUGACAAGAACAUAAGAAGAAUGGCAGUUUCUUGUGCAAGAUUAGGCCUGGCAACUUUUGACCAGCAAAUGAUGUUAGAAUGCCUACGUCGUUAUGUUAUGAUUGAAAGAGACUGGGUUCCACACGGUCGAGGGACAGCACUCUAUUUGCGUCCAACUUGUAUUGCCAUUGAUCCUAAAUUGGGAGUUGCUCGCUCCAAACGUAAUUUAUUUUAUAUUAUUGCGUCUCCAGUUGGACACUACUUCCAAGGCGGGAACUGUGGAGUUAAUCUACUUGCUACUACAAAGUAUUUCCGUUCUUUUCCUGGUGGUAUUGGCUUUUGUAAAACUGGAGCCAAUUACGCUCUUGGAAUCGUACCAAGUGAGGAAGCGUCUCGUCUAGGUUGUCAUCAGGUUUUAUGGCUAUCAGAUGCGAAGAAUCGAUUUGUAACAGAAGCAGGAGUAAUGAACUUUUUCGUUUUAUUCAAAGGAUCUAAAAGACCAGAAUUGGUUACGGCACCUUUGGAUGGUACUAUUCUGGAUGGGGUAGUAAGAAGUUCUAUUCUGGAUCUUGUACGUUCCUGGGGAACGAUAGAUGUUUCUGAACGAAAGUAUUCCAUCGAUGAAGUUGUACAAGGAAUAGUUAAUGGUCAGGUGAUCGAAGCGUUUGGCUCAGGCACAGCAUCUAUUAUUACUCCCGUAACCGGAAUUCACUAUCAAGAUAAAAUGUAUCCCAUUAACUCUGAAACAAAUAAGAAAAUAACUCCGCAGUUACUGAAAAGCAUGCAAGACAUUUUUUAUGGUGAAGUUGAUGAUACUUUUUCAUGGAAUGUACAAGUGGAUACUGAAUAAAUGAAUAUGAUCAACUAAUAUUGUUAUAUGGAAAUGAAUCUUAGACUUGGGUA
Galdieria sulphuraria is the source of this 1378-nucleotide messenger RNA. RefSeq names its product branched-chain amino acid aminotransferase. The transcript has 6 exons. The coding region runs from base 96 to 1325 and encodes 409 amino acids. Gene Ontology annotation, biological process: branched-chain amino acid metabolic process. The record is from RefSeq and is a predicted model, not a curated record. Gene Ontology annotation, molecular function: branched-chain-amino-acid:2-oxoglutarate transaminase activity. NCBI's taxonomy places the organism in Eukaryota, Rhodophyta, Bangiophyceae, Galdieriales, Galdieriaceae.